Molecule: messenger RNA, 386 nt
Organism: Panthera uncia (snow leopard)
Lineage: Eukaryota; Metazoa; Chordata; Mammalia; Carnivora; Felidae
Product: tenascin-like
Exons: 3
Coding region: 4-372 (122 amino acids)
Biological process (GO): cell-substrate junction assembly; nervous system development; heart development
Molecular function (GO): proteoglycan binding; integrin binding
Source: RefSeq, a predicted model, not a curated record
UUUAUGAACCAUAGUAGAAACUCCAAUGCAAUAACUGUUAGCUGGCCUACAGCUAGAAGUCUUCUGGACGGAUACAUUAUUUCAAUAUCCAGUGGAAUCUUAAUGAGAGAGGAAACCCUGCCUUCCACAAAAAGGACAUUCACAUUUAAUAGCCUUUCUUCAGGGACUGACUUUUUAAUUAGUGUUAUAACUACCAAGGGACUGAAAAGAAGCCAUCCCACUGUCCUCAUUGUUAGCACUUAUCCAGACCCACCAUCUGAUUUGCUGAUUUUGGGGCAGGAAGAGAACACAAUAUAUUUGUCUUGGAAACUUCCACAAGGAGGCUUUGAAAAGUUUCAGGUAAAGAACAGUGCUGCUAUCAUACAACCUUGAUGUUUAGUAGGGUC